UCUCUCUCCACCUUCUCUCUUCCCAAAACUCCCUUUUUUCUGCACAACAAUAACCUUUUCUUGCCCCCCUCUUUUUCUUUCCUCUGCCCAAGCUACUUGUAGGUCGCAGUCGCCACCAUUAUCAAGUCCAUAUUGCUCUUUGUUUUAUUUUGUCUGUCGUUCCCCUCUAUAAAUAUCAAGGUUACAGAGGGUGUAACAGGCAAGCUCUACUUUUAGUAAUUUCCUUCUUUGGCUCUUGAAUUUACUCAAACAGACAGCCAUUCUCUGCUUUUAUUUCAUACAUACAUCUUCCAAACCGAAAGCAGACGCUUCUUAUGCCCAUUACCUUCUCCCACAGUUAGAGGGUAAUUAAGAGGGAAGUCUAAAGAUUACAUUUAUACAGGAAUCCAUUUCUCUAAGCUACAGAAGUUAGAAAAUGGCAGAUGACGACCCUGAUUUCACUUCCCACAAAUCCCCGUCUGCUUCACAGGUAGUGGAAGAACUGAAAGAGCUAUGGCUUAUGGCCAUGCCAGUCACGGGCACCAACUUCAUGGCCUUCUUUAGAGCCGUGGUAUCGGUCGUGUUCUUGGGACGGCUCGGCAGCCUAGAGCUCGCCGGAGGAGCACUCUCUAUCGGUUUCACCAACAUAACUGGUUACUCUGUUCUUGUCGGUCUCGCCUCAGGGCUCGAACCGGUAUGCAGCCAAGCCUACGGAAGCAAAAACUGGGACCUACUCUCCCUCUCCCUCCAGCGCAUGGUCUUCAUACUCUUACUCGCCAUCAUACCCAUCAGCCUCUCGUGGGUCAAUCUGGAAACCAUCAUGAUUUUUCUGGGACAGGAUAAGGAAAUCACUGCAAUGGCCGCAACCUACUGUAUCUACUCCCUCCCGGACCUCUUAACGAACACGUUGCUGCAACCGCUAAGGGUUUUCUUAAGGUCGCAGCAGGUGACCCGGCCCAUGAUGUACUGCUCCCUAUUGGCGGUGACCUUUCAUGUCCCGCUGAAUAUAUUCAUGGUAAUGGUGAUGGGUCUGGGAGUCCCCGGCGUGGCUAUGGCUUCGGUGCUGACGAACCUGAACAUGGUUGUGCUGAUGGCGGGGUACGUGUGGUGGACGGGAAGGAAGUCCGGAACGGAGUUGAGAUGGACAGCCGGGACAUCGAUCGAUUUCAAAGGCAUGUUGUGUGGGGUGGGACCUCUGUUGAAACUAGCGGUGCCGAGCGGUCUGGGAAUAUGCUUGGAGUGGUGGUGGUAUGAGAUAGUGACGGUGAUGGCUGGGUACUUGCCGAAUCCAAGACUGGCAGUGGCCGCCACUGGGAUUCUCAUUCAGACCACUAGUAUGAUGUACACUGUCCCCAUGGCCCUCGCUGGAUGCGCCUCUGCCCGAGUAGGGAAUGAUCUUGGGUCUGGGAAGCCAUACAAGGCCAAGUUAGCAGCCAUGGUUGCAUUGGGAUGUGCCUUUGUGAUCGGCAUCAUCAACGUGACAUGGACGGUGAUCCUCAGACAACGAUGGGCGGGCCUCUUCACAAAAGACGAGUUAGUCCAAGCCUUGGUUGCAUCUGUCAUGCCUAUCAUGGGGCUGUGUGAGCUUGGAAACUGCCCACAAACCACAGGCUGUGGCAUACUGCGCGGCACGGCACGCCCAGCCGUUGGUGCACGUAUCAAUUUGUGGUCAUUUUACUUCGUGGGGACGCCUGUGGCGGUGGGCCUAGCCUUCUGGCUGAAGGUUGGGUUCAGUGGGCUGUGGUUCGGACUCCUCUCUGCUCAGGUGGCUUGUGUUGUCUCAAUCCUCUAUGUUGUGCUAUUCCGUACGGAUUGGGAGGCUGAGGCUUUCAAGGCCAGGGAUCUCACUGGGUUGGAGAUGAAUGCAUGCAAUGGAGUAACUGAUGAAGAAUGUGAGAAAGAUGAGGAAAGUAAAAGGCUGUUGGUAAAUGGAAAAAACAGAGAUGAUGUUUGCUAGACAGAGCAUUAGAGAAUCUAUGGGAUUAAUCUUUGGGAUUUGGGAUAGUUUUUUUGUUUGCUAGUCACUUUAUGGGUGCUCUGACUGAUACUUGGGAUUUUGUGUUUGGGGUGGUGGGUUUGCUUUUUAAUCUGUCAAAUGGGGUUGUCGUGGAACUGUUUUUUCCCCCUUAAUGGUGAGGGUCACUCCCCAUGGAAAAGUGUGCAUAUUUUGAGAAAGAAUGGCCUACAUACAUAUUGAUUAUU
Messenger RNA from Juglans regia (Persian walnut), 2181 nucleotides. RefSeq names its product protein DETOXIFICATION 54. Gene Ontology annotation, molecular function: antiporter activity; xenobiotic transmembrane transporter activity. The record is from RefSeq and is a predicted model, not a curated record. The transcript is spliced from 4 exons. Gene Ontology annotation, biological process: xenobiotic detoxification by transmembrane export across the plasma membrane. NCBI's taxonomy places the organism in Eukaryota, Viridiplantae, Streptophyta, Magnoliopsida, Fagales, Juglandaceae. Bases 416 to 1936 code for a protein of 506 amino acids. Gene Ontology annotation, cellular component: membrane.